AUGGCAGACAGUGAUUGUAAAACGUUGGCGACAGUUUGGGGAGAAUUUAGUCAAUCAACAGGAUUCCAUGGUGUAAAUAAGCUUAAAAACGGCAGUAAAUUAAGAUGCUUGUUUUGGCUUUGUUCGUUUCUUGCAUGCGCGGCAUACCUGACUUAUGUUAUGAUUCAAGAAUUAGGAAAUUACUACACAUACCCUACAUACACAACACUAGAAGUGGAGACACAUUCUGAAAUUGAAUUUCCUGCAGUAACUAUUUGUAAUUUAAAUUCUUUAAGCAAAUCAUCCGUUUUGAAUGAUUCAAGGGUUGAUAAUUAUUAUUUAAGUAUUGGACCACGAGAGAUACACCAAGUUCAAAUGUACAACAAGUUCAAUUGGAGUGAUCCGUUUUAUGAACAAAACGGAUUUUUCAACGAAAGAAAAAUGGAGGACAUCUUAUUGGAACAUAAAAGAUUACACCAGGGUUUGUUUAAUAUCUUUGUGUUCGAUCAAACCGCCUUGAAUGAUUCAAAAGAGUAUUUCUCUGUGGAGUUAAAACCAAACGGACCAUGUCUUACUUCAAAUAAAACCAAAAUAUUGAAGACAUCGAAUACAGGGUCCGAAUACAACUUUGUAAUGUGGUUGAAUUUAGAGCAAGAAGACAGUUAUUUUGGCCAGCGGUUAGGAGAGGGGGCACAGUUCACAGUUCAUGACAAGGAUGAAGAUCCCUACUUCCACGGAUCUAGUGGAUACUAUGUUGAACCAGGACACGAGUAUUACGGUGCACUUAGGAAAUACACUUAUGAAUAUAUGCCAGAACCGUUUAAAGCAACACCAACAGAAUUCUGCAGAGAUUCUUCUGUGAAUGGAGAUGAGUAUUUUACAACAAAGUGUUGGAAGGAAUGCUAUGUCAGAUAUAUUUACGAGUCCUGUAAUUGUAUUGAUUUUCAUUACAAAGGUCAGUAUGUAUGUAUUAGAUAUGAGACGAUUACAUCUGAUUAA
Mytilus trossulus (common blue mussel) is the source of this 978-nucleotide messenger RNA. Its product is annotated as acid-sensing ion channel 1A-like. Gene Ontology annotation, cellular component: plasma membrane. Gene Ontology annotation, molecular function: ligand-gated sodium channel activity. The coding region runs from base 1 to 978 and encodes 325 amino acids. The record is from RefSeq and is a predicted model, not a curated record. NCBI's taxonomy places the organism in Eukaryota, Metazoa, Mollusca, Bivalvia, Mytilida, Mytilidae. Gene Ontology annotation, biological process: sodium ion transmembrane transport. The transcript has 4 exons.